Molecule: messenger RNA, 1595 nt
Organism: Carlito syrichta (Philippine tarsier)
Lineage: Eukaryota; Metazoa; Chordata; Mammalia; Primates; Tarsiidae
Product: F-box/WD repeat-containing protein 12-like
Exons: 9
Coding region: 14-1249 (411 amino acids)
Molecular function (GO): protein binding
Source: RefSeq, a predicted model, not a curated record
CGCGGCGUGGGAGAUGGAGGCGGGCGGCGGCGCGGCGCGGCCUCGGCUGGGCCAGCACGAGCUGCUGCACGUCUUCUCGUUCCUGGGCGCGCGGGACCUGCUCCGCGCCGCCCAGGUGGACAAGGUCUGGAAUGAGGUUUCAGAGACCAAGGAACUGUGGAGGCAACUGUGUCUGAGACGCUGGUCGUCUUGCAGAGGGCCCCAGAUGGUCCUGGGCACACAGACGUGGAAACAGUACUACCUCUGCCGGUCCAGGCUGGAGUUCCGAAUGGAGUCUGGACGUCCAGGGAAGGACUUCCUCUGUAAAGCUAUUGCUGGGCACACAGGAGAGAUACGUGACCUGGCGUACAUCUCGCCCAACGAGUGCCGACUUGAUGGGAAGGAGAAGUCUGUGGUUUGCACCGUGUCCUCAGACUGCACUGUGCGUGCCUGGGAUGUGCAUGAGGCGGCCUGCGCCCAGGGGACCCUCUACACGCUGACGGUGCCUGGGCUGCAUGUGGUCUCCCGCGUGACCGAGUUCCCAGCCGGCUCUGUAGGGCUCGCCUGCUCCCCUGACCACCAGUGGGUGUUCGUGUCUGCACAGAACUCAGACCUGGGCCCAAAGGUGUUCUACACUCACUCGUUGCUGUUCCCGCUGGAAGACGAGCCUCCCGCCUCCACGGCCCUCCCCACCGGGCCGAGCUCCGGAGUCUGCUGGGCCCCCGACGAGACGGCCAGGCUGAUGGUGAUGCACAAAACUGACACUGGCUCGCAGCUGGCUGUCACCACCUACGACCUCAGGGCCAAGAAGUCCGGGAAUAGAGUGAACGUCCUGGCCCAACAGGUCGCCCGUUUCCUCUUGCCAGACAGCAUGCCGGCUCCUCACCUCAUGAAGGGCCACGGCUCCCAGGUGCUCCUGCUGGCUUCCGAGUCACGGCUGGUGCAGCUCACCAUCCACGGCCGGCAGCUGGCAGCCUUCCAGGAUCACCGAAGGCCCAUCACGGCCCUGUGGGUGGACCCGAGCCGAGUGGUCACCUCUUCCCUCGACCUCUCUUUGCGAGUCUACGUGUGGAAUAAGGAGGAUGAAUUCCCCGUCCUCGAGGGCUGCUAUCAUUUGCUGGGGGGCUCCCACAGAUGGGCCAGUGGGUUCACCCAUGUGGGAGGUGACUGCGCGAGCAUCGUGGCUGUGGAGGCCAGGAGUGCUGGGCCAAGCAUUCUGCGGUCAUAUUGCUUCCGAGUGCAGCCCAGCUGGGGCGAUGGCGCCAACUGAAGACGGGCUCGCUUUGGUAAAGAGUGUGCGUGCAGGAAGGCUCCGGGGAGCACAGUCUCAUCAGUGCGGGGAGGGGCUGGCGAUACACAGAUGCUACUCCGUGCCGGGCACGCGUUGUGUGACUGACCUCAGCAAGCCCGUGAAGUGGGCAUCACUGGCUGUUUGUCAGACAAAAAGAGUGACGUGCAAAAGGGGGUAAUUGGCCCCCACGGGCACCUUCUAACAACUGGCAGAAAGGACUAACUGCAAGUGUGGGGUCCUAGAAAGCCCACCACCAGGGGUGGGGUCACCACACGCUGGCUUUGUUUUUCAAAUAUAAAAUAAAGUGAACACUUUUUUAUCUUCC